Messenger RNA from Erythranthe guttata (spotted monkey flower), 1617 nucleotides. It is a transcript of the gene DRB2, whose product is annotated as dsRNA-binding protein 2. Gene Ontology annotation, molecular function: double-stranded RNA binding. NCBI's taxonomy places the organism in Eukaryota, Viridiplantae, Streptophyta, Magnoliopsida, Lamiales, Phrymaceae. The record is from RefSeq and is a predicted model, not a curated record.
UGUAUAGCCCAAAAUUAAAAUUGGUUUAAAAUUGCUCACUACUUCUUCUCCCAAGGAAAAAAACUGUUACAGCGAAACCCCCAUACUGCAAUUUAACAAGUGAUCCAUUUUUUUUCUGACCGUUGGCCCGCAUCUCUCAGACCCGUACCCGUUUACCCGAUCCGCCGGCGAAACAUCCAUUUCCUCUAUUAAGCAAGGGAAAUCUGAGAGAGAGAGAGAGAGAGAGAGAGAGGGGAGAUGUAUAAAAACCAGCUUCAGGAGCUGGCGCAGAGGAGCUGCUUCAAUCUUCCGUCGUACACGUGCAUACGGGAGGGUCCGGACCACGCGCCGCGCUUCAAGGCCAUCGUCUGCUUCAACGGUGAGAACUUCGAGUGCCCGCACUACUGCUCCAACCUCCGCCAGGCUGAGCACUCCGCCGCCGAGGCUGCCCUCGCAUCCAUCUCCUCCCGCGGCCCCUCCCAAUAUUCCCUCGCCGCCCGCAUCCUGGAUGAGACGGGGGUUUAUAAAAACCUGCUGCAAGAGAUAGCGCAAAGAGUUGGAUCUCCUCUGCCACGGUACACGACUUUCAGGUCUGGUUUAGGACACCUACCUGUCUUUACAGGAACGGUCGAAUUGGCAGGAAUCGUUUUUAAGGGAGAACCAGCAAAGAACAAGAAGCAAGCCGAAAAAAAUGCUGCACUGGCAUCUUGGUUGUCUUUAAAACAAUUGGCACAGCAAGACGCAAGCUCUUCAACCGAGCAAGAAAAUAACGAAGAGCAAGAGCAGAUCAGAAUAGCACGGGCACUGCAGAACUACCGCCAAAAGGAAAAAUCGGAAACGGGCAACCUAAACGGCGUCCCAAUACCAUUCCAGCAAAAAUUCUCAGUUCCAACCGCUCGCCCGUCAAUCUCCACAUCAAAAAUCCUCCCGUUAUUCUGCCAGAAGAAUGCUUCUUCUAGAAACAGUAGGCCUUCAUCUAUUAUAAACGAUGGCCACACUACACAAAUGUUUACGGCUUUCGGUGCAGCUCCUUAUCUCCCCCACACGAGUCACUGCGGGCUGCCUUACCAGGGGAUUGCUCCACCCGUUACGAUGAGAACAUCAAUCCCUGUUUUCUCUGCACCGCCUAGUGGACGCUCCAUUCCUCAAGUGAUGGAGCCCCGACCCAUUUUUAAAGCCCCGUCCGUAUCCAUCAGGCCCCAACGACCGAUGGGUAUAGCCCCGCCCGUAUCCAUCAGGCCCCAACGACCCACGUGUAUUGCCCCACCAGUAUGUAUCAGGCAGGCAGUUCCUGUUUUUGCUGCUCCAGCUGGCAGGCAAGAUCCACCACCGUCGAAGUUGUUGUACAAGACCGAUGAGGCUGAGAAAAACGAGAGCAACUGCGAAGUUGAUGAAUCUACUGCUAUAAGAUGCCUGGAACAACUUGAGAUGUGAUUUCUUUGGGGGGGGGGGGGGCGUGAAUUUAUAAUAUUUAUUGUCUUAUUUAGUUUUGUCCUUUUGUUGUCCUAAUCAAUUACAUCAUGAUCAGCCUAUUUAUUAAUCUUUUGUACUUUGUUUGUUCUGAUCUUGUUUUUUAUUAUUUUUAUUCUAGGUAAUAUCUUUGGAUUUACUGUGCUACCUCUUGUUUCUGUUUCUUCA